Messenger RNA from Pezoporus occidentalis (night parrot), 4475 nucleotides. It is a transcript of the gene DEUP1, whose product is annotated as deuterosome assembly protein 1. The transcript is spliced from 15 exons. The coding region runs from base 124 to 2094 and encodes 656 amino acids. Gene Ontology annotation, cellular component: centriole; deuterosome. NCBI's taxonomy places the organism in Eukaryota, Metazoa, Chordata, Aves, Psittaciformes, Psittacidae. The record is from RefSeq and is a predicted model, not a curated record. Gene Ontology annotation, biological process: centriole replication; de novo centriole assembly involved in multi-ciliated epithelial cell differentiation.
AGCCGGGGCGGGAGGGGGCAGCGGGGGAGACCGGGCUGCGGAGCCCAUCCCGCUGCCGUAGCGACAUCGAGGGCGAAAAGAGCGACGGGGGGAGAGCGGCAGGUUAAAACAAUUAAGAAUAACAUGGAGCAGGACUUAGAAGCAUUUCAGGAACAAGCUGUCACUAAAACUUCUGCAUGUGAAACUGAACUUCCGGAACUAGUGCAUCAAAUUGAUAUUGUGGUAAACAGCAAGAAAGUGGAAUGGGAAAGGAAGAUGAAAGUUUUAGAAGCAAAGAUGGAUAUCCAGAAUCAAGAAUUAACAAGUGCCCAAAGCGAACUGGAUCAAAAAGGUCAAGAGGUGAGACUACUUCAACAGAAACUGGAAAACUUACAGAAAACUAAAUAUGAAAUGGCUCAGAAUUAUGAAAUUCAGCUUCAAGAACUGAGAUCUGAGCUUUCAAAGUUGACACAUAGCUAUGAAAAGCUACGGUUACAUCAGUUAAAACAAAAAAAGGUUGAAAGUAGAGAAAAAUGUGAGGAAAGGAUAGAGACACCAUCUGAACUGAGCAAUUUAUACAAGAAACUGCAGGAAUUUAAGGCAAAAUCAAGAGAAUGGGAUAAGAUGGGGACAAUCUGCCAAAAUUAUCUUGAUUAUUUAGAUGCUCAACAAAAAUUAUUGUACAAGAAAUGUAAUUUAUUUCAGAAGCAGACCCAGAAUUAUCAAUUCCAAAUAAGCAAUAAGAAACACGAACAAGAAGAGGUAAUUACCUGUGACCAGUCCAAAAGUGAAAUGGAUGAGUUGAUGAUUGAAAAACUGAAGGCAACUGUGAAUGAAAUAGCAAUAAAUAAGAAUAAACUAGAAGAGGAAAAUCUGAAACUCCGAGAGCAUCUAAAAAUGUACCAAAACCAGUGCCAGAACAUGGAGGCAGGCUUUUCAGACAUGAGGAAUGAGCUGCAGUGGCGGGAUGCUCUCUGGAGAAGGAUACAACUGGAAUGCCAACAGAUGCAUACAGAACUACAGAAAAUCAGAGACUAUAAAGAUAUGCAGGAAAUGCAUCAGCCAUUUUGUGUACAACUUACUGAGCAACUAGAAAAUAAAAACACCAAGUUAUUACUAUUGGCACAAAGUCAAGAAUGCCAGCAAGAAGAGCUAAAUGAGAUAAGAAACCAUGUUUAUCAAGAGGAGCAGUCCCAUCACUCUGAGAAGGAAAGAAUGAAGACGGAAAUCUCUGACCUGACAGAAGAGCUUCAUCAGGAGAUCACUAUAGCAACUAUCAUGGAGAAAGCUAGUCUUCUGGAAAGACAUUUAAAAAUGGAGUUGGAGAUAAAAGACAAAUUGUUAGCAAAACAACAGUUCCUGGAUUCCAAAUACAAAGUUGUGAGCUCUGAAAACACACAUCUAAAAGAGAUGGUGGAAAAGCAGAGUAUAGAUUUAUGUAACAAACAACACGGAAAUUUCACAUCUUCCAUUCACAAACCGGAAUAUGAGAAUGUAAGAUUCCAAAGUAGUCUUGUUAAACUUCAAAAUGACACAGAAACAACACUGCUGGGUCGCAUGGGUACAUAUGGAGAAACAGAGGACAGCUACCAAACCCACUCAAAGAUGAAAGAAAAGGAAGAGAGAACUUCCCAAAAGAAAGAUGGAUGGGAAAUGGAAUGUCAACAGACUGCUGGGUUCACAGGAUACCACAGAAACCACAGUCCUGCUUUAUAUGGCCAAGGCAGUAUCACUGGUUCAAAAAGUGAUAAGUAUCCUUUGGGCUUCAGUGGGAUGUUUCUUGAAGAGGGCAGAAGAGGCAGUUUACUGAGCCCUGCUUACAGUGCAGAAGAAAUCAAAUUAUCAAAUUUGAUAAAUACCAGGUCUCCUCCUCUCUUCUGUCGGAAGUGUCAGACAGAGACUCCAGACCAGAGAUCCCAGAGCUUCUAUUUCCAGCCAGCCCAGUCCUCCCCUGAGAUGUCCUUCCUUGCAACAGCAGAAAAGUUCCUUCAAGAGGAAGAGAAGCACACAAGAGAGUUUGAAGAACGUUUAAAUUUGCACCUUGAAGAAUUGCAAAGACACUCUGAAAAUACCCUCCAAAAAUAUACCAGGUCACAGCAAAGCAGACACACUUAAGCCAGUCACACAAUUAAGGAAAUAAAACCAAGUAAUCACCCAUGACUUUCUUAGAACUAAAAUCUGCAAUGAGCUGCUUAAUAUAAUUAGGCCCAUUGCCAAUAGCAUGUAUUUUUAACACCAAGGUUUCGAGUAAGAUAAUAAUUUUAGGAUUUAGAUAUAUUGUAACUCAACUAUAUUACAAAAUACUGUACUCUAAACAUAUUCUAAAAUAUACAGGUUGGUUUUGCAUCGUUAAAUUAUGUGCCGCAGCAACCCUGGUGCAGCACUGUGAAUUAAGUAAGAUACUUCGAAUUCUGUGAUGUAUGGAGGGAUAAUAAGUGGAAUUAUUCCCUUGAAAAUACAAUCAGCCAAAAGAAAUUCUCUAGAUUGCACAGAACAAGAAUAACAGGGGCCUUUAGUCAUGUCAUAGCUCCUGGCAUAAAGAGCUUAUCUAUGCUCUAGUUAUUCUUGGCUAUAGAAACAGCCCUUGGGACUCCUGAAAUGAGAAGUUUGAGCUCUUUCUUUCUUACCUCUAAGCCAUGCAGGUCAGUGAGAGGAACAUGAAUAGACAAAGCACAUUAUUUUGAAGCUACCCAUAUUGCCCCUUUUACCAGACCUAUAGCCUUCACCUGGGGCAGAGCAUGAUCUCAGGUGCUUUUCAUGCUUUACAGUAAUUCUGUAUAAUUUUUUAAUCCUGUCUUGAAAAACACCUCUUUUGGCAACAGUGUUUUGAUGCUAUGUUGGCUUCUUGUUUGAAUACAUUGGAACAGGGAGAAAUACUUUAGGCAGCUUGUGGUCAGUCUUAGGUAAGGGGCUAAAGUCUUUAUAGUUCUCUACAACAUAGGAAAACAUUGUAAAACCGAGCAGAGUUAACUGAGCUCAAUGUGCCAAAAACCUGCAUAAUGUUGAGAUUCCUUUUAUUUGCAAUUCAUCCUGAACUCUGUUGCUGUGCAAGUGAAACAGAAAUUACAGCCGGUGUGGAUGAAGCACCGAUUUCAGUGAAAGAGAUACUGAAGAACUGCCUCCCAGCGUAGACUGUUGCCAACUUCCUGGAAAAAUAUGGAUAAAAAUAAUACCAGACUGUCAAACAGCUCCAGUUUGUGAGUAAAAGAAGUCUCAUUAAUAUUCAAGACCAUAGCAAAAAAUGUGAAUUGGUUUUGGAAGCUCUAUUUCCAUUAAGACAAAAUACACUACAUCACACUUACACAAAAUACCAAGAUUUUAAAUACGGGUUUGGCGCAGUUUGCAAUAAAAUGAGUAAUGAAAAUGAGGACAUCAAAGAACCUUUUAGAGGAAAAUUCAGGAAAAUUACUAGACUCAGCUGUAGGAACGAGGACUGAAUGAAAAGAUGAUGGGAAGACAUCUGAACAAACUAAAUAUAUAUGUGUCCUCAACUUAAGGGGAGAUCCAGCUGGGUGUUUCAAAAGAACUAAUGAAGAAAUUUAAGACCUUCUGGAAAAUGAAGCUAAAUUUUAAGAUGGGAAAGAUCUGUAGAAGCAAAAAGAUGUCAAAAUGUUGUCUUUCAGGGAGGCAAGAGAAAAAAAAUACGGGAUAUUAGCAGUUGGCCAGAUUCUGUCACAACUGCACGGUUUAAAAAUACAAGAAGACAGUGUGCGUCUGAUCUUCAAAGAACCUACAUGUCUGAGUCCAGUCCAGGCCUGAGGAUCCAUCUCAUGAUACAGGUCUGUGUGAUGAUACAGAAUGAAUGAAUGAAAUGAUCAAAAAAUGAGAAUUUUUUCUAAAUCCUUGUAAGAUCUCACCAAACUACUAUCUUUGGCUAAUUAAAUAACAGUUAGUUUCAGCCUGCCUUUUCAUAGAAUCAUGGAAUAGUUUGGGUUGGAAAUGACCUUAAAGCUCACCCAGUUCCACUCCCCUGACAGGGAGAGGGACACCUUCCACUAGAGCAGGUUGCUCAAAGCUCUCUCCAACCUGGGUUUACUCUUAUGCCCUGCUUAGAACAUACUAUGCCACAAAUAUGCCGAGACAGUAUGGAUCAAAGUGCCCUUCUCUUUGCUAGCCAGUACCAGCUCAUCUGACAACCCCCAAAUUAAACAAGUCAAUUGCAAGACCACAGCUGGAGCCACGCCACUGGUUCUGAAUACUUCCAUUGUAUUAAAAGGUAGAAACGUGAUUGAACUGGUGAGAGGCUCCUGAAGGCACAUACAUAUUCCUAAUGUCAACAUGGCAAAAAUAGUUUGUACAACAUGUACCACAUUUCAAGAUAUUUGAAAAACUUUUGAAAGAAUGAUGGACAGCAGAAAUAAUAAAGACCAAGAAUGAUGUACCUUAUGAAGACGGGUUGGAGAUGUAUGAAUAUUGUACAAAAAAAGAAUAACCAGGAGGCUCCAAAGCAAUAAAUGUCUGAAAUCACCAAUAAAAAUGUAUUAUUAAUUGUACAA